Messenger RNA from Conger conger (European conger), 3067 nucleotides. RefSeq names its product unc-5 netrin receptor A (gene unc5a). Gene Ontology annotation, molecular function: netrin receptor activity; protein binding. The coding region runs from base 1 to 2883 and encodes 960 amino acids. Gene Ontology annotation, biological process: netrin-activated signaling pathway; anterior/posterior axon guidance. The transcript is spliced from 16 exons. Lineage: Eukaryota; Metazoa; Chordata; Actinopteri; Anguilliformes; Congridae. Gene Ontology annotation, cellular component: membrane. The record is from RefSeq and is a predicted model, not a curated record.
AUGAGUAAGAUAUGCAGACAUCUGCUGCGCGGCGCCGGGGUCCUCAUUAGCAUUUCGCGUCUCUGCGGCACUCUGCUCGCGCUGCAGCCGCCCCCCGGUCACGCUCGGGCCGGGCCCUCCCUGCGUCAGCCGUCCGCGCCCGGCCGGCCGCCGCGCGGCCGCCCCCGUCGCUGCGGGAACCGUGACCCGCCGCUCGUGUCCUCCGACGCUCGGCUGUCCUCACAGGACUCCCAGCAUGUCGCCACGGCGACGAACCCCCUGCCGGCGGCCUUCUCGGACCUGCUGCCCCACUUCCUGGUGGAGCCAGACGACGUGUACAUCGUGAAGAACAAGCCGGUCACCCUGACCUGCCGCUCCACGCCCGCCACACAGAUCUACUUCAAAUGCAACGGAGAGUGGGUUCACCAGGACGACCACCUGAUCGAGCGCACCAUCGAUCCUGCCACCGGACUGCCGGUGAUGCAGGUAAAAAUCGACAUCUCUCGACAGCAGGUGGAGAAGGUAUUUGGGCUGGAGGACUACUGGUGCCAGUGUGUGGCCUGGAGCACUACGGGAACCCAGAAGAGCCAAAAGGCAUAUGUACGGAUAGCCUAUCUGCGGAAGAAUUUCGAAGAGGAGCCACUGGGCAAGGAGGUAGCACUGGACCAGGAGGUUUUGCUGAGGUGCCAUCCCCCUGAGGGCGUGCCAACAGCAGAGGUCGAGUGGCUAAAGAAUGAAGAGGUGGUUGACCCUGCCAGCGACCCCAAUUUCUACAUCACCGUUGACCAUGACCUCAUCAUCAAACAGGCACGGCUGGCCGACACAGCCAACUACACCUGUGUGGCCAAAAACAUUGUGGCGCGACGCAAAAGCUCCUCCGCCACAGUCAUUGUUUAUGUCAACGGCGGUUGGUCCACAUGGACAGGGUGGGCGGCCUGCAGCGCCACCUGUGGGCGGGGCUUUCAGAAGAGGAGUCGGAGCUGCACUAACCCCACCCCCUUGAACGGCGGGACCUUCUGCGAGGGGCAGAACAUCCAGAAAAGCGCCUGCACAGCCACCUGUCCAGUAGAUGGAGGCUGGAGUGAGUGGAGUAAGUGGUCAGCGUGUGGAGCAGACUGCACCAUGUGGAGGAGCCGAGAGUGCAGUCAGCCUGUGCCGGGGACCGGAGGCAGAGACUGCCACGGACUGGAUCUGCAGUCUCUCAACUGCACCAGCGAACUGUGCCCUCAGACUGCUUCAGGCCCUGAGGACGUGGCCCUGUAUGUGGGGAUCGUCGCCGUGGCGAUCUGCCUGACGCUGCUGCUCAUCGUGGUGGUGCUGGUGUACCGGAGGAAGAAGGAGGGGCUGGACGCUGACGUGGCCGACUCCUCCAUCCUCACCACUGGCUUCCAGCCCGUGGGCGCCAAGCCCACCAAGCCAGGUGCGUGGGCACCACGCAGACCUCCCCGCUGCAAGAACUCCCAUUUGCUUACCAUCCAGCCCGAUCUCACCACCACCACCAGCAGCUACCAGGGCAGUCUGAGAUCGCGGCACGACACGGCGGGCAAGCUGUCGGUGACCAACGGGCCCCUGCUGGACCCGCUGCCGAACGGGUCGCACACACUGCACAACGGCAAGCUGCCCUCCGACCCCACGGAGCUCAUGAACCGGCUGUCCGCGCAGGGCUACUUUAAAACCCUGCCCCGCGACACCGCCAACACCUCCUACGGCACCUUCAACUUCCUGGGAGGGAGGCUGACCAUCCCCAACACCGGAAUCAGCCUGCUCAUUCCUCCAGAGGCCAUUCCCAGAGGGAAGAUCUACGAGGUGUAUCUCACCGUUCACAGGAAGGAGGAAGUGAGACUGCCUCUCGCUGGGUGCCAGACCCUCCUCAGUCCCAUCAUCAGCUGUGGCCCGCCAGGAGUGGUUCUGACCCGGCCGGUCAUCCUCAGCAUGGACCACUGCUCCGACGCCAACCCUGAGAACUGGGCCAUGAGGCUGAAGAAGCAGUCCUAUGAGGGCUCAUGGGAGGACGUGCUGCAGGUGGGCGAGGAGCUUCCCUCCGACCCCUUCUUCUGCCAGCUGGAGCCGGAGACGUGCCGGGUGUUCACCGAGCAGCUGGGGCGCUUCGCCCUGGUGGGGGAGUCUCUCAGCAUGGCCGCCGGGAAGAGGCUGAGGCUGGUGGUGUUCGCUCCGUUACACUGCACCUCGCUGGAGUACAACAUCCGCGUCUACUGCAUGGACGAAGCGCAGGACGUGCUGAAGGAGGUGAUGCAGAUGGAGAAGCAGUUGGGAGGGAGGCUGAUUGAGGAGCCCCAGGUCCUGCUCUUCAAAGACAGCUACCACAACCUACGCCUGUCUCUGCAUGAUAUGCCCCGUACACACUGGAGGAGCAAGCUAAUGGCUGGAUACCAGGAGAUCCCCUUCUACCAUAUCUGGAGCGGCUCCCAGCGCAGUCUGCACUGCACCUUCACCCUGGAGCGCCUCAGUCUGAGCACGUGCCAACUCACCUGCCAGCUCUGCGUGUGGCAAGUGGAGGGGGAGGGGCAGAGCUUCAACCUCGACUUCAACAUCGCCAAGGACACCCGGCCGCUGGAUGCCGACUUCCUGAUGCUGGACAACAGCGCUCCUGCUCUGGCCGGCCCCAGCGCGUUCCAGAUCCCGUAUCUGAUCCGACAGAAGAUCUGUAGCAGCCUGGACACGCCCUGUCCACACGGAGCCGACUGGAGACUGCUGGCCCAGAGACUCCAGCUAGACAGGCACCUCAGUUUCUUUGCGUCCAAACCCAGCCCCACCUCAGUGAUCCUGGACUUGUGGGAGGCGCAGCAUUUCCACAGCGGGAAUCUCAACCAGCUGGCAGCCGUCAUGGCCGAGAUCGGCAAACAGGAAGCCAUGAUCUUCCUGGUGACGGACGGGGAGUGCUAACCCCCCUCCCCCCUGGAGAUGAAGAGGCAGAGCUUGGACAGCAAACUCACCAACAGGAUGAGGAGGAGAAGAAAUUAAGUACAGGGUUCGACUUUCCCCACUCCGCCGUCCUUGACCCGGAAGUAACUCGUACUUAAACCCCUAAGAGGAGAGUCGUGUCUGGGAGUCACCUGUGGUAACUCUG